AAGUUUAUAGUCUUCCUCAUGAAGUCACUGCUUUCCUGUAAUUUAGUGUAUGAACCUUCUGGCGUGUGUGUGUGUGCGUGUGUGGAAGGGGGAGUGAUUAGCGGGUUACUUCCUUUACUUCCAUCUGGACAAGCACAGCAGCAGGAUAAAGGAAAACCUGUCAAAUUACUGAGAACGGGAAAACAAAGUGAAAGAAAGAGCGAGUCGAUCGACUCACAGCAACUGACUCCAAUUUAACAAAGCUGUGUAGUUUUCCAAACAAGUUUUACAGCCUCCCAUCAAGCCACGGCAUGUACAAAAUUGUACGAAGGAAGUGCAACCGACCUGUGACCGUCACCGUCAGACAUGCAUGACUAUCUUCCUCAGUGGCAUCAGCUGUCUCUGCUUUCUUCUUAUUGGUCUCCGUGCUGAAGAAUGCUCUCAGGGUGUUCUGGCAAAACGAGACACAAUUUAUGUGCCAGAGGGGGGCAGUCUAUCCCUGUCCUGUGAGGUCCAGCACUGUGGAGACAUCUGGACAGGGGACUGGAUGUGGGAAAAUUCAACAGACAAAAAGUCCGGCACCAUUAAAAACUCUGACAGGCACCGUGUAACCAAUGUGACAAUCUCAGCAAAUACAACCCGCCUUGAGUUGAAUAUCCAGAGAGUCAUCCAAUCAGAUGAGGGUUCUUAUGGAUGUAGAGUUACAUGGGGUAAAGGUGAAACUGAUCAGGGACACCUAACAAAUGUGAACAUAACUGCAGCUGUCCCCUCUAAGAGGAAUUUGUUGCACAGGAUUUUCAUCUGCAGUGGUGCUUUGCUUUGUUUUCCCAUCAUUCUGGGGUUAGCUCGUUGUCUGAGUUCAGGGGUCAAGCCCCAGCCACUUCCCAGGACACAGUCCACAUAUGUAGCUGUAGACAGAGACCAACCACACCCAACUCCACAGCCUCCACCCCGACGCCCAGUACCAAAGAAACGUAGUACUUCCUCUCAAAAAGUUCCACCCAAGUCCCAGGAGAAGACUGAGGUGGUGUAUGCAGACAUUUCCAAAGAUGCACUGAGGCAACAGAGUGCCACCAGAGAGCCACCUGCCCAGUCCACUGUGUACUCAUCUGUCAAAUUUUCCUAACUGCAGUCCAAGCAGGGUGGAGUUGAAGCGCUGUCUGUAGGGGAUAGUGAUAUAUAUUACUUUUGAUGGGAUACUGCACAGUCCUUAACAUGGUCUCUUGGACCCUCAGAGCUUCUCUCUUGCAAGACUGCAUCCACUGAUAAAUAUCUGAUUAUUUAUCAUUCUUGAGCUGAAGACAUGUGUGUACUGUGAAAAAUCAUUAAAGCAAAGGACAAAAUAAGAUACAGAAGCAGUAUUCUAGAUUCUGCUGAUAACACUGUGAUGUGGAAGUAGAGGCUGUUUUAAUUAUGAAGAAGAGAGAAGUGCCAAAAAUCUCUCAUGUGCAGAUAGCAUAUCAGACAGCAAGUGGAGAAGAUAAUGAGAUAUUGCAGCAUACCAGCUGAAGCACCCUGAGGUGCUGCAGAAAGAAAAAGAUGUGUGACGUGUUGUGCAGCAAUUAUACGGAUGUUAACAUUGUUUGUUUAUUUGUUUUGAAAUGUGACAACAGACAACAUAUAAUGCAAAUCCAAUUUCUCUGAUGUGUUCAUGUACAUAAAAUAUUAAAGUAUGGGCAGAAAUAUCCCUGUA
Molecule: messenger RNA, 1672 nt
Organism: Lates calcarifer (barramundi perch)
Lineage: Eukaryota; Metazoa; Chordata; Actinopteri; Centropomidae
Exons: 5
Coding region: 350-1105 (251 amino acids)
Biological process (GO): immune response-regulating cell surface receptor signaling pathway
Cellular component (GO): plasma membrane
Molecular function (GO): signaling receptor activity
Source: RefSeq, a predicted model, not a curated record